Molecule: messenger RNA, 1062 nt
Organism: Musa acuminata AAA Group (dessert banana)
Lineage: Eukaryota; Viridiplantae; Streptophyta; Magnoliopsida; Zingiberales; Musaceae
Product: receptor-like protein EIX1
Exons: 2
Coding region: 1-1062 (353 amino acids)
Molecular function (GO): protein binding
Source: RefSeq, a predicted model, not a curated record
AUGGACUAUUGCACCAGUAGCACACACCCUGUGCCACGGCACUACUCUUUCGGGCUUUGGCUUACGAGCAUUCUUUUGUUCACGGCGGCAACAACGCCGACGACGAAGGGGUGCGUAGAGGGUGAGAGGGACGCCCUCCUCGACUUCAAAACCGGCAUCGUCAAGGAUCCUUCUAGCAGUUUGUCAUCAUGGAGAGGCCGAGUAGACUGCUGCAGAUGGAGCGGGGUGGUCUGUGACAACAGAACCGGCCAUGUCGUGGAGCUCAACCUCCAGAAUUCAGACCCUUAUAACGAUGAGACGUCUAUCGGAGGUGAGAUCAGACCAUCCUUGCUCCUGCUAACUCAUUUGGAGCGCCUCAACCUCAGCAACAAUGACUUCGGUGGGAUCCAAAUCCCGGAAUUUUUGGGUUCCCUUCCCAAGUUGACCUAUCUCGACCUCUCCUGGUCCAACUUCAGCGGAGUCAUUCCGUCCCAGCUGGGCAACCUGUCCACCCUCCGCUCUCUCGAUCUCUAUUCGGAUGGCUUAUCGACCGAUGGCCUGCACUGGCUCUCGCGUCUCACUUCCUUGAGAUACCUCGACAUGAGCUUUGUGAAACUUUCCAUGGCCUCCCACAAUUGGCUUCAAGCGGUGAACAUGUUGUCCUCACUGGAGGAGCUACAUUUACAAUACUGUGGCCUCACCGACCUCCCCUCUUCUCUUUCCCAUGUCAACCUCACAGCACUGGCCAUUCUGGACAUCAGUGACAACUUCUUCAACUCCACCUUCCCCAACUGGCUAUGGAAACUCCACAGCCUCUCUUAUCUUGAUCUCAGUUUUUCUAUGUUUCAUGGUGCCAUACCCGCUGGGAUUGGAAAUUUGACUGGUCUAAGAGAACUUCAUCUUAAUGAUAAUUCACUUUCAGGUCCCGUACCCACUGAGAUCAUCUUGUACUACGAUGCAUUUGAACAACUUCCAUUCCAGCACAUUAAUCGACGGAUGGGAUGCGGGAUGGAGACCGAGGAUCCAGUGGCGGAAGAUUUCGUGCCAACAGGGAAGGACGUGUUACAGACGCGCAAGAACUAA